AUGGCUCCCUCUUUUUACGAAACACUUGUUGAACGCAACAAGCAAUACGCUGAAACUCAUAACCCCGCCCCCACCAUCGCCGAGCAGAUGGCUCUCGGUCGCGUCUUCGAAACCACUCUCGUCAUUACUUGUGUCGAUUUCCGCCUCAACCCAGAUCAAUUCUUGCAAACUAAGCCCGAAGAUCAAUUCCUUAUCUCGCGCAAUCCGGCAGGGCGCGUUGGCCCUGCUUUGCAAGAAAUUAUGCUUUUUGAUGUUUUUCUUGGAUUGAAGAGGGUCAUUGUGAUUCAUCACACAGACUGUGGCGGAAGUCAAUUCAAGGAUGCAGAUAUCCGUGAAGCUCAUAAAAGCCGUCUGCCGGAUCAUUCAGAGAUCGAUCAUAUGGUGUUUGGAGCUUUUGACGAGGUUGAGCAAAGCGUCCGAGAUGACCUUCAUUUACUGAAGACAUCUCCUUAUGUUCCAAAGCGAAUUUCUGAUCAAUCUUUGGGAUUUGUGUACGACAUCAAGACAGGCUUGUUAACUCCGGUGGAAUAAAAUAACCAAGCGUGGUUUAUUGUGAGAAAGAUUAUCAGGAGGUAGAUACGAAUAAAUGCACGGUGUACACACUCAUUUGCAUCUCAAUCUACCAAGGUAGUCAUGCAGUCAGAUAUAUCGCUUUAAUAUACGAG
Trichoderma harzianum CBS 226.95 is the source of this 665-nucleotide messenger RNA. RefSeq lists its product as hypothetical. The transcript is spliced from 6 exons. NCBI's taxonomy places the organism in Eukaryota, Fungi, Ascomycota, Sordariomycetes, Hypocreales, Hypocreaceae. The record is from RefSeq and is a predicted model, not a curated record. Gene Ontology annotation, molecular function: zinc ion binding; carbonate dehydratase activity. Bases 1 to 531 code for a protein of 176 amino acids.